This is a messenger RNA of Tetrahymena thermophila SB210, 771 nucleotides long. Its product is annotated as triosephosphate isomerase. Gene Ontology annotation, biological process: gluconeogenesis; glycerol catabolic process; glycolytic process. The transcript has 3 exons. Lineage: Eukaryota; Ciliophora; Oligohymenophorea; Hymenostomatida; Tetrahymenidae. The record is from RefSeq and is a predicted model, not a curated record. Gene Ontology annotation, cellular component: cytosol. Gene Ontology annotation, molecular function: triose-phosphate isomerase activity.
AUGGCUAUCAGAAGACUCUUUGUUGGUGGUAACUGGAAGUGCAACAACACCUUGGCCUAAACUAAGGACUUGGUUAACAACGUCUUGAACAAAUUACACUUCGACCCUGCUAAGGUUGAUGUCGUCGUUGCUCCCGUUUUCUUACACGUUCCUUGGGUUGCUGAACACAUCCAAAAACCCGUCUAAGUCUCCGUCUAAAACACUUCCCUCACUGGUACUGGUGCCUACACUGGUGAAAUCAGCGUUGCUCACGUUAAGGAUUUAGGUUUAAAUUGGGCUAUUUUGGGUCACUCUGAAAGAAGACAAUACUACGGUGAAACUAACGAAGUUGUUGCCAACAAGGUUAAAUACGCUGUUGAAAACGGCUUAGACGUUAUUGCUUGCGUUGGUGAACACUUAGCUGACAGAGAAGCCAACCAAACCAACCAAGUCGUUGAAGGUUAAUUAGAAGCUAUUAGAGGUAAGUUGAAUGAAGCUCAAUGGGAAAAGAUCGUCAUUGCCUACGAACCCGUCUGGGCUAUCGGUACUGGUAAGGUUGCCACCCCCGCUUAAGCUUAAGAAGUCCACGAAUUCAUCAGAAGCUACUUAACCCAAAAGGUUUCCUAAAACGUUUCUUAAAAGACCAGAAUCCUCUACGGUGGUUCCGUCACUGAAAAGAACGCUGGUGAAUUAAUUCACCAAAAGGACAUCGAUGGUUUCCUCGUUGGUGGUGCUUCCCUCAAGCCCGCUUUCGCUGACAUCGUCGCUGCUUGCAACAUCGUCAAGCAUUGA